AUGAACUAAGUACAUGCAUUUUUAUUUCUCGAAAACUGAACAAUAUUAAUUGUAUAUGAAACGACAUGAAUCUUUGGUGUCAACUGCUCAAUAACACCGAUGUUGAUAAACAGGUUGCAGUAACUUGGAUACUCUCCGUUCUGCUAGGAAAAGGAACGAGAUAUACUAUUGGUGUUUAGUGGAAGGAAAUGGGUGUAAUUAAAAAGAAUGAUAGUAAAGUCAGCAUAUUUUCACCAACAUCGGAUGAUUCAUUGCAGAUUGCACAAAGUGACGAUGAGCUGUCAAUUGCAAGUGUUAGCACUGAUGUCAGUGCAAACAUACCUCAACCAGUACCACAACAAAGGAACUACCCAAAACCGAUGUCUUUCCAUAACACACGGAGAAGAAUGGGCAAGAAGCAAUCUAGGCGACAUGACAAUGCUAUGCUGCUUGAGACAUUAGUAGAGGAAUCUGAAAUCCAGGAAAUCACGCUUCAAGAUUUAAUGCAGAAUCCAAGUCCUGGUUUCUCAAGGCUCUUUGAAGAUGACAAUAUGGAGAAAUGGUAUGAAUUCAUGGAGAGCAGUGAAGAAGUGCAGAAAAAAAUCAUUGAACACAGCCCAAAAAAACGCUCUUCCCCUUUUAACUCCUCUCAGAACAGUGCUGGGAAGGAGUUUCAGAGGAUUAAAAGUGGUGUCAGAAAUGUGCUGAAGAGAUCUCAUGUACCUGUGGGAAUGCUUACCUACCUUGAGACCGAGGUUGUAAACUUUUUCUCUAAAUCCCCACAGAGUGUGUACAUUUCAGGAAUUCUGUCCAGUUUUGAAAGAUUACUUCUGCAUGCCAUAUCACAGUAUCACCAGCUCUGUUCUUUCAGUAGAACAGAUGAAUCCUCUCACACACGACAUGUGCAUGUAUGGAAUGACAAUGAUGGAUAUACCAUUCCGAAAAUGCUUUUGAGUGAAUACUUAGAAAGCCGUGAACAGAAAUCAGCAGUGAACUAGAUAUGUGUGCGCACACACAC
Molecule: messenger RNA, 997 nt
Organism: Schistocerca americana (American grasshopper)
Lineage: Eukaryota; Metazoa; Arthropoda; Insecta; Orthoptera; Acrididae
Product: R3H domain-containing protein 4-like
Exons: 6
Coding region: 189-977 (262 amino acids)
Molecular function (GO): nucleic acid binding
Source: RefSeq, a predicted model, not a curated record